CCAUGAGUUUCUGAAAAACUUGCUUCCGUAAAGAACGAGUAUGUUUGAACCUCCAUAUGUAAAAUGCAGUACACCGGUCUGGCAACAUUUGUGCUCUCAGUUUUCGGAGAUAUGUUAAAUUAAACGGUUUCAAUAUUCGCAUUGUAAAGCGUUUCAGUAAACACAUUUUGCGAGACAUAUAUUGUAACAUAUCUUAUAUUUCUCUUUAACACCAUCAUGACUGCACUGAGUCUGUACGUAAACACUUUUCGUAUAGCGCUUGGAGUUAACCCAGAUGAUGUGAAUUCUUGGUAUCACAUUUACGGAUCACUGUCGUGUCUUCGUGAAUCUCUGUUAUGCUGUGUCUGUGGAAAACUAAUGGUAAUUCCUAUGCGAUCAAGCAUGGCUCAUUGCCAGCACAAUGUCUGCAAAUAUUGCAUAGGUGGUCAAAUGAGGCUGCAUCCACAGUGUGUUUGGUGUUUAGAUUACAGGAAGUUUGAAGAUAAUGUACAGUUGAGAAUUAUUUUGCAGUGUUAUAAAAAGAUGUGCAGAUACAUAUUGUCCAGAGGAUUUUUCCGUACGUGGAAUCACAGUGAAAUGUCAUCACCCAAGUUAAGUUUUAUAUCAAUGGUUAGUGAAGGUGCUAAAUUAGAGGAUGACUAUCACUAUACAAGCAUGGACUCUGACAGGAUUUAUGACAGCCAGUUAACUUUAUUAUCCGGUUUUGAUCUUGGAAAUAUUGACGCUGUAAACGGGAAAAGAACUGUAUAUAGUAUAAAACUGACUGACAGUGAUUCUUCUAAGUUUAUGAUAAAGAAAACUACUUUUAAGGGGAAUAUUCAGGCAACUUAUGUUGAUUCCGAUGAAAGUUCUGAUACUUCAGGACAGGAGAGUGUAACUUUCAUAGAAGAAUGUCUGAUGUCUCUGAAGAAAAGAAAAAGUUGUCGUUGUGGCUUAGCAACUCGAAAUCCUGGAAAGUUGACAUGUUGCGGUCAGAGAUGUCCUUGUUACGUUGGAGGAAGAGCUUGUUUUAAUUGUCGUUGCAGAGGCUGUAAGAAUCCACAGAAACUACAUGUAUCUGCACCUUCUUUUCAUACGAUACAUAACAUUUGUCAGACUUCAUUUGCAGAACCAUAUUUUUCUGAUGGGAGUAAAAUCUCUGGAGAAAGUACUGAUAGUGAUUAUGAAAAAGGUAAUUCUUGUGAACGUUAUUCAUGCUAUAAAUAACGUUUGAAUUGUUACUUAUUUUGCAUGAAUGACGUAAAUUAUCUUAAGUAGUUUUAAAAUUUUAAACAUAUGCAGAUUUUGAUUAUAUACAUAACUGCUCCUGGCUGAAUAAUAAUUUAUGAAAGAAGAAACUUUCUCUCCAUCUGAAAUAUAAACACCCAUGUAAACUCGUCCUCGAGUUCUCUUAUUAAUUAAUAGUCUGAUAGUUAAUAAGAGUAUUUAAGAAGCUGUAAAAGUUAUGCAUGUUUUUUCACAUAUUUUUAUUAUUUUUUAAACAGAUUUCUGUAAUGAAUUAGAUAAUGUAUCAAAUGUCUCUGAGCAGCAGAUCUGAAUGAAAGAGGAGAUAAUGAAUUUAAUUAAUGCUAAUAAUAUGCAGCAGAGCUUUGUUAAAUUUGGUUAAUGCUUGUUUACACUUAGUAGAGACAAUGUAACACAGUUAUGGAGUUACCUCAUUUGUGUGUUACCAAAAAACAGUUCAUAAUUUCUCAUAUACUUGUAAUUGUAUUAGAUAAAUUUAGGUUUUAUAUUACAAUAGCAUUUCUUGUUUUUAUUGUGAUUAAUUAAUACAAAUUUGUAUGAAGUUUCUGUGAAUAUUGGCUUCAGAUUUUAAUGGAAAAUCAGUCUGAUCUUUUGUGCGGUGGUUAGGAAAAGGUUAUUAUUGUAGAUCAGUGGUCUUCAAACUUUGUCAGCUUAUGGAACUUGUAGAUUAUAAGGUUUUUUUGGGGAAUACCAUCCCUCCUUUAGAAAAAUAUAUCAUAAAAUAAUAUUUGACAUAAAUCAAUAUUUUAUAGGUAUUUUAUGUAAAGACAGAGAAAAAGUACUGUAUGUUUUAUUAAAAUAUUUGGAAACAUAGAAUCAAUGUAAUUUACUCAUUAAUUAAAUUAAUUUACUCAUUAACUCAAGCCCCAGGUGUCACUUACCCUUGCAUUAUAUUUAGUGGCCCUGAUGUACUUGAGUUUCAAAGAUAACUAUAAAAGUAUGUUUAUAUUUUUUAGUUAAUAAGCACCUAUCAGCUAGUGUGAGUGCUUCAUAAUUUUAUUUUCGGAGUUUUUAUUUUGACUCGAAGAACACCUGGAUUUCCUGGAAUACAGUUUGAAGACCACUGCUAUAGAUUUCCUGUUCCUCAGUGGUCACCAUUAAGUAAUUUACUAUUAAUGGAUGGUUAAAACUCUUUUGGCUACUUAUUUCUUAGGCAUAUAAACUACUUUUUCCAGCCUCCUUGUUUAAAAGACUCCUUACAUUUUUUAAGCAAUAGGCAGGCUAGAAGAUAAUUAAAUGAACUAUAAAAUUAGGCAUCACCAAUAGUACUGUUAGAUCAAAGGCGUAGCUAGGGUUUUCAGCGCCCGGGGACAACUGAAGAUUUUGCGCCCCUUUCUCUGUGCCAAGAACGGAAAAAUUUCAUAACAUCAAUUUGGCGCCCCCUGAAUGCUGCGCCCGGGGACAGAUGUCCCCCUUUGCCCCACCCAAGCUACGCCAAUGUGUUAGAUUUAUCCCUUCUUGUAUUGCAAUCUUUCCUACAGGAUAUGUAUUACAAGUAAAAACAAAAGACAUGGACUUUUAUAUUAAAUAAUACAAAUUUGUGCAUGAAUGCUAAUGUAAAAUGAUUUUGUACAGUAAUUAACUGCUGGCUGAAAUCUAAGUUCAUGUUAGAUUUAGAAUUAUUUUUUUUAUUUAUUUCUUGCAAGUACAGUCAAAAGUCGUUAAUUCGGACACCCAUAAUCGGACCUCAAAGCUAAAAUCUUUCUGCACAUUGACGCGUGCGCGCAAGACCUU
This is a messenger RNA of Stegodyphus dumicola, 2979 nucleotides long. RefSeq names its product male-specific lethal 2 (gene msl-2). Gene Ontology annotation, biological process: protein ubiquitination. Lineage: Eukaryota; Metazoa; Arthropoda; Arachnida; Araneae; Eresidae. Gene Ontology annotation, cellular component: MSL complex. Gene Ontology annotation, molecular function: ubiquitin protein ligase activity. The record is from RefSeq and is a predicted model, not a curated record.